Messenger RNA from Vitis riparia (riverbank grape), 1392 nucleotides. RefSeq names its product 2-alkenal reductase (NADP(+)-dependent)-like. The record is from RefSeq and is a predicted model, not a curated record. Gene Ontology annotation, molecular function: 2-alkenal reductase [NAD(P)H] activity. Bases 175 to 1212 code for a protein of 345 amino acids. The transcript is spliced from 5 exons. NCBI's taxonomy places the organism in Eukaryota, Viridiplantae, Streptophyta, Magnoliopsida, Vitales, Vitaceae.
CGUUUCCAAACGCCCAGCGAGUCCAAAGACUCCAAACAUGAUCCUGAAGGUUCUGUCUCUCUCCCUGCACUACGAUCGUAAUAAAACAUUAAAACUCUUUAGCUUCUCUGUUUCUUACAUUUCCACGUGGAAAGGAGUUCAAACUAGAGAGAAAGCUUGGAGUUGCAGACAGCAAUGGCGGAUGGCGAAGCAGUGAGCAACAAGCAGGUGAUUUUCAGAGACUACGUCUCCGGCUUUCCUAAAGAAUCGGACAUGUGCGUGACCACUUCCACAAUCAGCCCCAAGGUUCCAGAAGGUUCCGAGGCCGUUUUGGUUAAGAAUCUCUACUUGUCUUGCGAUCCCUACAUGCGCAGCCGUAUGAGGAACAUUCAAGGCAGCUAUGUGGAGCCAUUCAAGCCCGGUUCUCCUAUAACUGGAUACGGCGUGGCAAAAGUUUUGGACUCUCGUCAUCCCGACUUCAAGAAGGGUGACUUGGUUUGGGGAAUUACUGGAUGGGAAGAGUACAGUCUCAUUACAACAAACGAGCUACUGUUCAAAAUUCAGCACACUGAUGUGCCGCUCUCUUACUAUACUGGAAUUCUUGGUAUGCCUGGUAUGACCGCUUAUGCUGGUUUUUAUGAAAUAUGCUCUCCUAAGAAAGGAGAGUAUGUCUUCAUUUCUGCGGCAUCUGGAGCAGUGGGUCAGCUUGUUGGGCAGUUUGCGAAGUUGUUAGGCUGCUAUGUUGUUGGAAGUGCUGGAACCAAGGAAAAGGUUGAUCUGUUGAAGAACAAGUUUGGUUUUGAUGAGGCUUUCAACUAUAAAGAAGAGCAGGAUUUGGAAGCUUGUUUGAAAAGGUACUUCCCUGAAGGCAUUGAUAUCUACUUUGAGAAUGUAGGGGGAAAGAUGCUUGAUGCAGUGCUAGUUAACAUGAGACUCCAUGGCCGCAUUGCAGCCUGCGGGAUGAUCUCACAGUACAACCUUGAGGAGCCUGAGGGUGUUCGCAACUUAUUCACCAUUGUCACAAAGCGGAUCCGCAUGGAAGGGUUUAUAGUUUUUGAUUACUAUCACCUUUACCCCAAGUUCUUGGACCUGAUUAUGCCUUACAUCAGAGAAGGGAAGAUUGUGUAUGUGGAAGACAUAGCCGAAGGCCUCGAGAAUGCCCCCACAGCUCUCAUCGGGCUCUACUCUGGCCGCAAUGUUGGAAAACAGGUAGUUGUAGUUGCUCGGGAAUGAAUUGCUUGAUUUUACUCUUUUCUGUUCUAGACAAUAUCAUCUAUCUAGAAUAAUCCCAUCACACUUUUAUAAACUAGGAGUCCUUUCAUACUAAGAAUUUAUAUAGAACUCAUAAUAAGUUGAGACUCCUUUCAUGAAUUGGAUUCUUUAAAUUUAAGAGAAGUUUACCUUUUAAUCCCA